AUGUUAAGUCAGUUUGUUAUUUUUAAGCCAAGUGGUUUAGUUUUAUUUAAUUAUCAGCCCGGUAAGAACUUUUCAGCCGUCAUAGAUUCCUUUAUUGAAGAUGUUGUAAUUUCUAAGAGAAAAUUUGUCGCAGCAGAGGGUACUACAAGCGAGAUUAAGGAGGGUGAAGAGGUUAAGGCUGAGGAAAAAGAGCUACUCCUUCUAAAGGAAGGUGGAGAGAAUGAUGAUAAUAAUGUGUACGGUUCAUAUUCUUACGGUAACUAUAGUGUGAAGUACCUUAUACGGACAGAGGACAAGCAAAGAGUCUUUUUUACAAUGGUUUAUCCAAGUCUUGUCAUGGUCAAGGGGCCAUAUGAGUUUUUAAAAAAUAUUCGGAUUUUAUGGGAGAAUACUGAAGAUAUCUCUAAGUUUGAGCAGUUUUUUAAAUUACGUGUACUGAAUAUUCAGGAGUCACGUAUUGUGUCUGAUUCUGAUGGCUUGGAGGAAAAUAACGAAGAUCACAAGCCAAAAGCCGGUGACAAAGAAAAGGUUGGCAAGAAGCAAAAGAAAGGAAAGGGAAAGGGAAUGAAAAAAUCUAGAAAGUGGAAUGAUGAUGGAACGUAUCGUGAUUAUGCGGAUGAAGAUAACUCUAAUAAGAAAGAUUUGGAUUACUCUCAAGGAAAGCAAUCAAAGAGCACUAGCGCAAAUUUGGAUCAGCUCAUUGGGGACAAAAAGAACUUUGGAAGUAGAACGAGUACUGGUGAGUUCUUGGUUAAGGACUUAUCAGAUGAAAUGAACGAGAUUCUUGAAAGUAACGAGGCUGAUAAUAAGAAGGCAAUAUCGUCUUCAACUGCAUCAUCACAUGCAUUUGGUUUCCUUAAGAAUAUCAUUGGAGGUAAGAAAAUAAAGAAAGAGGAUAUCGAGAAGGUUAAAACGGCACUUUCGAGACAUUUGAUAAAAAAGAAUGUUGCCCCUAACGUGGCAAAUUCGUUGAUUGCUGAAAUAGAGAAGGAACUUGUGGGUUCCAAGACAGAAAGUUUUACUAGUGUUGAAGUCACCGCAAAGAAGUGUUUGGAGAAACAGCUUAUUAAGUUAUUGACGCCAAAUUCUUCUAUUGAUCUACUUAAUGAAAUUGAAAGGAAAAGAUCAAAGACGGAUAAUCCUUACGUUAUCUCAGUUGUUGGUGUUAACGGUGUGGGAAAAUCGACAAAUUUGUCAAAACUAGCAUAUUGGUUUCUUCAAAACAAAUAUCGUGUCUUGAUAACAGCGUGUGAUACCUUUAGAUCCGGAGCUGUUGAACAGCUUCGCACGCACGUCAAUAAUUUGUCCAAACUCUCACCUGACCAUGAUCAAAUUGAGCUUUUUGAAGGUGGUUAUGGAGGUUCUAAUUUAGUUGCUAAAAUCGCGACUGGUGCAAUAAAGUAUGCCAAAGAAAAUGGCUUCGAUAUUGUUUUGUUAGACACUGCCGGAAGGAGGCAUAAUGAUGCGCAUUUGAUGACUCCACUCGCCUCUUUCGCUAGAGCUGCAAAUCCCGAUAAAAUUAUUAUGGUUGGUGAAGCCUUAGUUGGUACUGAUUCGGUUAUGCAAGCUAAAAAUUUUGACAAGGCAUUUGGAGCAAAUCGACAUCUUGACUUCUUCAUUAUUUCCAAAUGUGAUACCGUUGGUGACAUGAUUGGAUCCAUGGUUAAUAUGGUGUUUGCCACUGGUAUUCCAAUUUUGUUCGUUGGUACAGGUCAAACAUACACCGAUCUACGAACCUUAAGUGUUGAAUGGGCUGUUAACAAGUUAAUGUCUUAG
Brettanomyces bruxellensis is the source of this 1776-nucleotide messenger RNA. RefSeq lists its product as uncharacterized. Gene Ontology annotation, cellular component: endoplasmic reticulum membrane; signal recognition particle receptor complex. Gene Ontology annotation, molecular function: GTP binding; GTPase activity; signal recognition particle binding. Gene Ontology annotation, biological process: SRP-dependent cotranslational protein targeting to membrane. The record is from RefSeq and is a predicted model, not a curated record. Bases 1 to 1776 code for a protein of 591 amino acids. The transcript has a single exon. Lineage: Eukaryota; Fungi; Ascomycota; Pichiomycetes; Pichiales; Pichiaceae.